AUGCGCUUAUUUUCAUUCUCGAUGCCUCUGAUUGUGUUGAAUUCGACGUUUAGGUUUAGGGAUAAGUGCCGCCUGUCUCUCUCUCUCUCUCUCUCUCUCUCUCCCCCCGCCGGAACCCCAACUGAACCAUGUCCGACUACAGCCGCCCAGACAACGGAUCAGUCUGUUGCAGUUUGCUCCAUCCAAGACGUUUACAUUCCCGCCCUCAAUAAAACCCGGAAUUCAACCUCCUAUCAAUCCAUCUACCUCGAUCUGAAGCUCGACAACGAGAACAAAGACAAAGGGUUUUAUCAAGGACAUCAGAAAAAAGCACGCCGGAAAAACUGGACGGACACGCAAGGAGUGCCGUGGGAUGCAGCCGUGAACAUCACUGGUGGAAGACCGCCGGUAUUCAGGGUGGAUUUGGCGACGGCGGUUAGGUUUAAGAUAUUAUUUUGGAAAACAAAGAGACAUAAACUCAUACUCGGGGCUGAUUUUGAAGUUAGUGACAGGGGUCAGAAACUGCAAAAGAAAGGUACACGGUUAAAAUCCGGUGCACCACCGGAGUUGUUUUCCGGUAAUUCUCGUAUAGCUUUCUCAUUGGUUGUAUUUUGUACAUUAGUAUUGGUGUUCAUUUGA
Messenger RNA from Lactuca virosa, 618 nucleotides. The record is from the annotation of a GenBank genome assembly. NCBI's taxonomy places the organism in Eukaryota, Viridiplantae, Streptophyta, Magnoliopsida, Asterales, Asteraceae.